Molecule: messenger RNA, 3628 nt
Organism: Mirounga angustirostris (Northern elephant seal)
Lineage: Eukaryota; Metazoa; Chordata; Mammalia; Carnivora; Phocidae
Gene: PRR11
Product: proline rich 11
Exons: 10
Coding region: 211-1290 (359 amino acids)
Cellular component (GO): nucleus; cytoplasm
Source: RefSeq, a predicted model, not a curated record
CAUAGACUAUGUUGGCCUUGUUUGGAAUUGUAUCCCAAAAGCUACCACACCUACCAACCAUGGUGGAUUAUCAGCAUUCAACAAAUAUCUGUGAGAAAAAGUAACAGCAUCUGGUGUUUGGCAUACCUGAAGUACAAACCACUAAUCACUAGAAGGGAUGAAGCUGCAAAGGGCCAUCAGACUAAACUGUGACAAUCUUUGAAAGAAAUCAUGCCCAAGUUCAAGCAACGAAGAAGAAAGCUAAAAGCCAAAGCAAAAAGAUUAUUCAAAAAAAGGGAAGCCUCUCACUUUCAGCCCAAGCUAAUUACACCUCCUCCUCCGCCACCCUCACCAGAAAGAGUGGUUAUUUCUUCAGGAGAUACAUCCCUUAGCAGAAGCCGGCUAAGACCAUCCUGGAACUUCAGAUUUCCCAAUAUCAAAGAUACUGUAAAACUUUGGACAAAUAGAGUGUGGUCUAUAUACAGUUGGUGCCAGAACUGCAUGGCCCAGAGUUUAGAAGUAUUGAAAGACACUGUCUUUCCAUCCCGUUUCUGCCAUCGAGAACUUCACAGUCUAAAACAACGGUUUUGCAUUUUGGAAAGUGAAUUAUGCAAGCUCCAGGAAACACUGAAGACUGUCUUGGAAAAAUCUUCCUGCCCAAGCUGUGGCCAAACAUUUACAAAUGUGCCCGCCUGUGUGCUAAGCACCCCUGCAGAAUCUCGGGCUGUACUUCCUCCCACUCUGCCACAGCCAGCCAGCCACCUUCCAGCUGUGCCUCCGCCACCACCGCCCCCACCUCCUCCUCUGCCUCCGCCACCACCGCCUACAGCACCUGUGCCGCUCAGAAGAUCUGAUCGCACUAAAGCACUUCAGGCUGGACCAUUAAAAAAAGAGGGACCCAUGCAGAUAACAGUUGAAGAUCUACUGACUGUGAAAUUAAAGAAGACACAGUGUUUUGAUGAAAGGAAGGAGCUUGUACCGUCACCAAAGGCACAGAAUCCACUAGUUACUGUCUCUGACCUGCAGCGUGUCACCCUGAAGUCCAACUCCAAAGUGCUAUCAACUCGAGUUACAAAUGUCCUGAUUACCCCUGGUAAAGGCCAAAUAGAUCUGCGGAAACUACUUAGAAAAGUUGAUGUAGAGAGGAGCCCAGGUGGAACCCCAUUUACCAAUAAAGAAAAUAUGGAUACAGGAACUGGGCUGACUCCAGUAAUGACCCGGGCCUUGAGGAGAAAGUUUCAGAUGGCUCACCCUAGAAGCCCAACUCAAACUCUACCACUUUCUACAAGCAGCUUUGAUGAACAAAACUGAUGCCAACUCUGCCUGACACCACAUGAUGAUCCAUAAAAUACACAGAUAAAAUCACCCCGACCCUUUUUUUUAAUGUAGUAGGGUGUGUAUAAAUAAUUAUACUAAUAUAUAAUUCCAUUUGAAGAAUUAAAGUAUGUACGGAGCCCCCAUACAUACUGUGGUAUAAAGUGGGUAUUUGGGUAUUUUUUUAGUUUGCAUGAUCAAUAAGAACAGAUGGGAAAAUGCAUUCCCCAAAGUGAUGUUUAUUCUGGAAUUACCCAAUUUAGGUUGGAGAGGUUGUUCAAAUUUAACUAGAUAACAAAUUUAUACUCAGUAGGUGCAGUUUUGACAUUAAUAACCUGAUUCCUUAAAAAAUAAAAUGAAAUAACCCGAUUCCCAUUCUCCUUGAGUAUUCUUAGGUAAUUAAAAAGAAAAGUAUUUCAGCCUGUAAAAGCUAAUGCAUUCACUAAGUGCUACAGACUUGAUCAGUAAAAAAGAUCCUCUAGAUUUGAUUUCUGUUUACUGUAAACAGUUAAGAGGUAAGACCGUCCUCCAUCCCAACCCAAUUAUUUUCCAAAUGGAUUUGAAGUAAAAUGUCCAAUAUAACUUAAAAAUUAGAAUGUACCAUUUCUAGUGGUUAGAAAUGAUAUUUAGGUAGUCAUAUCUGGUUCGCUGAAGUCUGAGAUAUUCCUUUCUUUGAUAUUUUCUGUCCAUAUUCAUGCAGCAUAUUUUAAGUUUUAUGAGGAUCUCAACAUGAACCUUGUAUUUUCCACAGUGGCCUGCGAAGGAUUAUCUAAAGUCCAUAGCAGAUUCUCUAUGAGACCUAAUUCCUGUCCUCAAUAGCCAAUAGCUUCAGUAACAGUAAUAAUGCACACCUCACUGGAUUUUUGUUCUUUCCUGCCCGCCCAGGGUUGCCAGAUUUAACAAUUAUAAAUAUAUGACAGCUAAAUUUGAAUUUCAGAUAAAAAACAAAUAACUUUUAAAUAUAAAUAUGUCCUGUUAAACAAUGGGUAGGUUUUUUAGUUUUAGUAUGUCCCAAAUAUUGCAUGGGAGUUAUAUAUUUAUACUAAAAAAUUUAUUCAUUGUUUAUCUGAAAUUCAAAUUUAAUGGGGCAUUCUUUAUUGUAUCUGGUCACUCUAUUGGUCAGUCCCCUACAAAGUUGCCAAGUAUUUCUGGGAGCCCCCAGCUUGUCAGACAUGUCUACUUAGCGUUGGACACAAUUAUAGCUCCAGGCAGGAUCCCCAUUAUUAAUGUGUUAAGUAUCACAAGGGAGAGGAAGUCUCAUUAGGGUGAAUUCCUGUGACAAGGUUCAGGAUUAGCUUUGAUCCCUGCAGUUCUAAGAAUAAGGAUAGCAGCUGCCUCAUGGAUAGGAAAUGAGGUGUUUCAGAUCUUCACUGAACUUCCUAGCCUGACAGGAAGCAGCUACACGGAUGAUAUCCUUGAAAUAUCAUCAUUUUAGCAUAGGCUACAAAAGAUUUCCCAGAAAUGCCUGUAUUUCCACAGAUAAAUGCUGCUUUGAGAUGCCAAAUAGAGUGUUGUGGAAAAUCACCAGACUGGAAAGCAGACCAGGGGGCCAUGUUUUGUUCUUAUGAGACCCACAUUUAUGUUUAUAAACACAUUUAUGAAUGAAAAUUAAACAGGUAAUGAAGUUAAGAAACAUACCUACUUCUAGUUAAAAAACAAAAAACAAAACCUGCUAGCUACAUUUAUAUUAUAUAAGAAUAAAAGGAAUGAUCACUGAGAAUAAAACAUUUGCAUAUUUGUGACAGUGUUUUAUGGGGCACUUAUGCCUAUAUUAAUAAACCACCGUGUACUGUCUCAAUUUAAUUUAAAUGAUUUGAUUAUUUGAUCAUUCUUGUGGAAUAAGGGUUCAUUAAAAAUGCUAUAGAAGGGGCGCCUGGGUGGCUCAGUCGUUAAGCGUCUGCCUUCGGCUCAGGUCAUGAUCCCAGGGUCCUGGGAUGGAGCCCGCAUCGGGCUCCCUGCUCAGCGGGAAGCCUGCUUCUCCCUCCCUCACUCCCCCUGCUUGUGUUCCCUCUCUCGCUGUCUCUCUCUGUCAAAUAAAUAAAUCUUUAGAAAAAAAAUGCUAUAGAAAUCCUAUAUAUAGACAUUUAUAAAGCUGCUAUUGCCAUUGUACCAGUAUUAAAAUGUUUUCUACCUUUUACUAAUUUUUAUGACAGGUUUUAUGUUGUACCCAUUUGAGAAUCCUGUGAAUGCUAUGGCUUCAUUACACUGUUGUUAAUUAUAUAUUUCCAAUGUUUAUUUUCACACUGAAUAACAACCAGACAAUAUAAACACCAAGAUCCAUCUGCUUAUGUUUUUAAUUAAAAUAAAGAGCAAUAAAAAAACCUUUGGUUUUUCU